Cydia fagiglandana is the source of this 2781-nucleotide messenger RNA. Its product is annotated as dystrophin-like. The record is from RefSeq and is a predicted model, not a curated record. Gene Ontology annotation, biological process: synaptic signaling. The transcript is spliced from 12 exons. Gene Ontology annotation, cellular component: plasma membrane. NCBI's taxonomy places the organism in Eukaryota, Metazoa, Arthropoda, Insecta, Lepidoptera, Tortricidae. The coding region runs from base 273 to 2336 and encodes 687 amino acids. Gene Ontology annotation, molecular function: zinc ion binding.
UUACUUGGCAUUUUGUAUUUUCUGCCAAUCAGGAGAAAGUAUUAAAAAAUUGGAAUUUAGGUGCUACUGUGAUAGGAGCGUCACUGUGAUUUUGAUACGAAAGCCAUUAUCAUUGGUUUAAAUUCAGUCAAAAUUAAGUUUUCGGAAAGUUUUGAAUAAAUGCUGGCGGUUUGAUUUCGUCGGCAAUAUUUUGGACAGUGAAUAUUUUGACAAUGGCUAUAUUAUAUUUUAUUUAGCUAAAUUAUGAACAUCCAUAACAAUCAUAAUACACAAUGGCUCUAACCGGGUUUAGAAAGAUCGAAAAUGAAGCGGGCUACCCGUGUUAUAUCGAUGAAGCAACUGGAAGACAGCAAAAUGACCAUCCAGAGUUCUGCAAGAUCAUGGAAUCUCUGGAGGAGUACAACGGGAUUAAAUACAGCGCGUAUCGUAUCGCCUUCAAGGUGUUUGCCCUGCAGAGACAGCUUAGGGUUCCAGCCCUACGCAUCAGUUCUGGAGUGUUCGCUCGCCACCAGCUAAGCCUAUCAGAGACAAGCUUAUCACUGGACACAGGGGAGCUGGAGGCAGUGCUGGCCGACAUAUACUUUGCUGCGGAGAAGGAAGGCCUGUUCACAGGGGACGUUGACUUGGCAGUGGACUUGUUGAUCAAUCUGCUGCUUAAUGUGUAUGACAAAGACAGAAAAGAGCCAAUCAGAGUGCUAGCCGCUAAGACGUUGCUCAUCAUCCUAAGUGAGGAGUCGGUGUCAGACAAAUGGGCAGCCCUAGCCAACUGCUGCGCGGACCACAACGGCUGCGUGUCGCCGCGGCGUCUGGCGGCGCUACUGUCGAAUGUAGCCGCCCUGCCAGAGUUAUUGGGCGACCCGUGCGAACAGAUACAGAGCGACAUUGACAGUUGCUUUGAUAAGAGCGCCGGCAUGCUGGGUGCGCCUGCGCGGAGUGUAGCGACGUGGGGAGCAUCCUGCGCACGCGUCACCUGGCUGGGCGUGAGCGCGCGCGUGCGCGCCAGCAGGAACAGCUCCUGCGUCAGCGCAGCGUGUGCCAAGUGUCAGGAACCACUCAUACAGGUUCUAAAAUUCAAAUGCUCAAAAUGCUGCGAUACAUACUUCUGCGAGAAGUGCUACCUCUAUGACAAAGACUUGACGACAGUCAGUGGGCACAAGAAUACUCAUUUAGUACAUGAAAUUAUUGAUGGAGAGACUAAACCCCAAGAAUGUCUAAGCUUCAUCAAAACAAUGAGACGCUUCUUCUUCUGCACCAAAACUAGAAAGAAGACCAAGAAGAAAACCACAAAGAAAGCGAUUAGCAUGACGAAAGAGAAGGAGACAGUUAAGAAAGAGAGGCCGGCUAUGUUCACGUCGACUGUUGGCAAGGCGUCGGGACACGUGAAUAAUAACCCGGCGAGCAUGCUGCAGGAUAUUAUAGUGCAGUUGGAGACACAGAAUAAAGCACUAGAAGAGCUGUCCAAUCAGUUACAAAAUACGAAAGAACCAGAAGAGGGGCUGAGGGUGAAGGUGGACGCUCACUGGAGUCAGAUAUCCAAGCAAAUAAACAGGCUGAAAAUACUUAAGGAAAACCUCUCAUCCAACACAACACUACCUACAGCAGAACCCGAACACCCCCAAGCCUUCGAUCUCUUCAGCCCCAUACCAACGCUAGAACAGAGCGACAAGCGCUCCAAGCUGUCGCAGGCUCCGAGAGUACUAAGUCUGGACUCCGGGAACUUCUCUGUGAUGUCCAAACAGCAAGAGCCGCUUGUGACAGUGUCCGGAGAUGCCUUGAAGCCGGUGAUGGUUCAUAAGUCGGACAGCAUAUCAACGGUUUCUAUAAAGGAUAUUAGCAGUUGGUAUAAUGGCUCCAAGCUGUCCCAGGCUCCGAGAGUACUAAGUUUAGACUCCGGGAACUUCUCUGUAAUGUCCAAACAGGAGCCGCUUGUGACAGUGUCCGGAAAUGCCUUGAAGCCGGUGAAGGUUCAUAAGUCGGACAGCAUAUCAACGGUUUCUAUAAAGGAUAUUAGCAGUUGGUAUAAUGAAACAGAGCACGCAAGCAAGCAAAUAGCAGACUGCACAUCCCAAUCCAUAUCAGCUACAGAACAAAAGUACGCGGCCGACAUCCGCUCAGUAGAGACCAGUAACGACAAGAUGAAGGAACUGAACGCGGACUUGGACACGGUACUGGACCGGUUGCAGCAGAUAUUGACUAAUAACUUCGCUAUGGAUGAAUCUUCGUUCGACAACAACCAACUGCGGGAAACCGCGAACGAGAUGGAAGGUUUGCUCGGAACGCUCAUCCGAGGCGUGGAACAGAGAGCUACCCUCAAUGCCACUAAGGGGUUAGUCUAACCCAAAGAGAAUAGAGUGUAUAGAGACGGAUUGUCGAAGUAAAUUAUGUAGCCACUGUAAAUUUACUGCCAUCUUUCGACAGAAGAUAUAACUGUUAGAACGCCAUUUGACUUUGAUCCUUAUUCUUUCACUGAUUAAUGUGUUAACUUAUUGAAUAUUAAUAUUAACGCCAUCUGCUCGACUAUAGGUCAAAUGUAUGGUGCAAUCUUUUCGAGCGAUGGCAUCCUACCCUACCUAUAACCUUCAGCGUACUCUCGAGUAGAUCGCGUUAAUAUUAAUAUUUAACAAGUUAAACAUAAAUCAGUGAAAGCAUAAUGAUCAAAGUUAAAUGCCGUGCUAACAGUUUUAAUCGUCUGUCGAAAGAUGGCAGUAAAUGUACUGUAGCUACAUAAUUUACCAUGACGGUAAAUAUCAGAACCGAAUAGAGAGCUAUUUCAAAUUCUUU